AUGCGCGCUAACCUAAAAUUUCAACGUGUGGUAAAUAAUUUGAAGAAUAAAAUUCAAAACACUUUAUUUAAAAAAAAUAUUUGUCAAAAGUGCACGCUGUUGAACAACGUUGUAGAAUUAAAUAACAGAAAUAGGUAGAAGUAUAAGUUAAAAAUUGUGUGUCAAAAAAUCUGAAUUCAGAUUGAAGACACCGCAUUUUUAUUUGAGCACUUAACCUAUCAAAAGAAGGAGAGAAAGUGUGAGCAGCAACUAAUCACAUUUGGUUCACUUUUGCGUUCUUUUCUUUGUGCAUCACAAUAAUUGGAAAGAGUUGAUUAUCGAUUAUUUUAACAAUUUCGAGGAUUAGCGUAAGGUAAUCCCAAAACUCUGCAUGUUUUCAAUGCCUGUCUCGUUACAAAAACUGUUAAUGAAAUUGUCGAUAAAUAAUUUCGUUAGGAAAAUAAGAUUUAACAAUUUUGCUUGGCUUUUAUUAUUUAUACGAAUAAAAAUAUUACACUGCUGCCAACUGGUUUGUCCAACUUCCAUCACGCGAGUCUAUUGUAACCUUAAAAUGCGUCUUAUCCUCGUUCUUAUUCACGUCCUUUUUCGUUUUUUUUUCUUUUACAGGAAUUAAGUUUAUAAUAACAGUUUGAAGGACAGCUUUUCAUUUUUUAUGUUGUCUUGAUAUAUAAUAAAAUAUUCAUUUUUGAAAAUGUCAGAAAACAAAUAGCAUAACCAGCUGUUCACGCGCUGACGAUUCGACUGCUUUUGUAAACUUGUAAACAAUAUUCACAAAUUAAAUUCGCACGCAAUGUCUUUCACCUUUAUUAAUGAUUUUGCAGUAAAUUUUGUCGAAACUGAAGAAACUCGGAACCUCACCUCACGAAAAACUCGAGUUGCAAUUGACGAAACUACUUUUUAUUUAUAAAUAUCUCAGACUUACUGCCAAAUAGGACCAUAUAGUCUAAACAUUUAUCCUUGACAUUUCGUCAACGAGAUCGCGAGAUUGUUUCGGAACUUGUUGGCAAGAUAUUGCGAAAACCGAAACGCCAAACUCAUUCGUCCAGAAAGCAUGACAUACUGAAAAGAACACAUCUCAUAUGUGUCGUCUGCUUGCAAUACUCGUGACGUCAUACGGACAAUCAGCUGAGACAUAUCAAUUACAUUGAUCUUUUAUCGAUGAAAAGAUUUUAAGAGGAAACUUAUCGAAUUAUACUUUGGAAAAUUUGCAAUGACGAAAAUGGACGAAAUGAUGAUUCGAGUGCUGUACGGAAGCGAGACCGGAACCGCACAAGACGUCGCUGAACAGAUCUGGAAAAGCGCCAAAAGGUUUUGUAUUAAAAAAUUACGAAGUACUGUAUCGUCUCUGGAUGACUACAACAUUCAAAAUCUUUCUUCAGAAGAAUUAAUUGUCUUUAUUGUUUCAACCACUGGACAAGGAGAUCCUCCGGUCAACAUGAAACAAUUCUGGAGGCAUUUAUUACGCAAGAAUCUUCCAACAAAUCUUCUCCAGAACCUAAAAUAUGGUGUACUUGGUUUAGGUGAUAGUUCCUAUUCAAAAUUCAACUUUGCUGCGAAGAAAUUAAACAAACGUCUUGCGCAAUUGGGUGGAAAUGAAUUAUUACCCAUUGGACUUGCUGAUGAUCAGCAUAAUCUAGGAAUUGAUGCUGUGGUUGAUCCAUGGAUCAGAAAAUUGUGGGAAGAAAUUGCAAACAUUUUUAACGUUUCUAUAGAAGACGAAAUUGACGAAGAAAAUUUGAUAAUUGAAAGGUAUAAUAUUUCGAUAAUAGAAAUUGAUCAAUCAAAUUCAAUAACUAUUGACAAACAAUCAAUAGAUAGUUUAUAUCAUUCAAAUACUAAUAUUUAUGCACAUGAAAUACUUGUAAAUAGCAAAGUUAAAAUAGGAACAAUGGUUGAAAAUAUAAGAACCACCACGGAAGAUCAUUUUCAAGAUGUUAGAUUAAUAAAAAUUCAGGGAAAUGAUAUUAGAUAUAAUCCUGGAGAUGUUAUCUAUAUCAGACCAAAAAAUUCUAUGGAACAAAUAAAACGUUUCUUUGAUAUACUCUAUGAACACAAUAUAAAACUAUUUCCAAACACAAUAAUUAAAGUAUCAGAGAAAGAAAUCAAGAUUCCAUUUGUUUUAAAUCAAACUUUAACUCUGGGAGAGAUCGUUGAACAGUAUUGGGAUCUGAAUUUCAAGCCACGGAGAUCUACUAUGCAUCUUUUAUCUCUUAUUAGUGAAAAUGAGCUGGAAAAGGAAAAAUUGUGCGAAUUUGCUAGUCCAGUUGGCCAGGAAGAACUUUAUGAUUACGUAAAUAGACCGAGGAGAAACAUUUUGGAGGUUCUUGCAGAUUUCCCUCACACCACCAGUAAAAUGAACAUUCAAUUGUUGUUCGAAAUCAUGUCUCCCAUAAAGCCACGUCCUUAUAGCAUCGCCUCUAGUUCAAAAGCUACUCCAAAUAGUAUACAAAUUUUGGUAGCAAUAGUUAAGUAUAAAACUAGAUUGAUGGAACCAAGAUUUGGUUUGUGUUCAAAGUGGCUGGCAAGUUUAAAAACUAACGAUAAAGUGAUAUUUUGGUUACAAAAGGGAACUUUUCAGUUUAAAGAUAAUAAACCGAUGAUCUUGAUUGGUCCUGGAACCGGAGUGGCUCCAUUUAGAUCUUUGCUUUUGGAAAAAGCAAUGGAGGGAGAAAAUUUGAUGGAAUAUAUCUUGUUUUUUGGCUGUAGAAAUAAGGAUAAGGAUUAUCACUGUAGAGAUGAUUUUGAACGUUUAUCAAAAGAGAAUAAUUUGAAAGUGUUCUGCGCAUUUUCCAGAGACCAGAAUCGUAAAAUAUAUGUGCAACAUGUUAUCCAUCAGCAAAGAGAACUAUGUUGGCAGUUUUUACAGAAUAACGGCGGUGUUUAUUUAGCAGGGAAUUCUAAAAACAUUUUAAAUAAAUUUCAAAUAAUUGUAGGUUCCGAACCUGUACGUCUUUCGCCGGGCUGGGAAGGCACGGGCAGGCCUGAUGACGAGUUGAAUUUUAAAGGCGUCACAAUGGAUCAAGCAGAUCUUGAAUUGAACCCUCCUAAGGAUAGAUUAAAUAUAGUAUUUUACAUACUGGUACUUCAUGGAAUUGGUGCCUUGAUGCCAUGGAAUAUGUUCAUAACAGCUAAAGAUUAUUUUGUCAGCUAUAAAUUGUCUAAAGAGUACACUGGUAUAGAUACAAACUAUGCGACGAAUUUUCUCGCAUAUCUAGGAUUCGCAUCACAAGUGCCGAAUCUGAUAUUUAAUUGGCUGAACGUAUUUUUACAAUUUGGAGGCAAUUUAACGACGCGCAUUGUAUGGAGUAUUUUCAUGCUGGUCUUGAUAUUCGUCUUUACUGUCGUCUUGGCAAUGACUGAUAGUUCUGGCUGGCCUGGAGUGUUUUUCUGGAUCACUAUGGUAUCUGUUGUUAUAUUAAACAUUGCAAAUGGCAUUUACCAAAACUCCGUGUUUGGAAUGGCAGCGAAAUUGCCUAUAAAGUACACAGGUGCCGUCGUCUUAGGCUCGAAUAUCAGUGGUACAUUAACAGCCGUAAUAAAUUUCCUUGCUCAAAUAGUAGCGCCAAAUGCGCGUACCGCCGCUAUAUAUUACUUCAUUACGGCUUUAUUCGUUCUUCUGGCUUGCUUCGAUACAUACUUCGCACUUCCAAUUAAUAGAUUUUAUCGGUAUCACGAACUAAUUCAUCAGAAAGAAGCGAAUAAAAGACAAUUGGAGAACAGUUCAAGGGGAAAUCAGAGACCACCUUAUUGGACAGUAUUCAAAGGAUGUUUCCCCCAAUGUUUCAACACGUUUUUAGUCUUUUUUGUGACUCUUGCACUUUUCCCAUCUGUUCAGUCUGAUAUAACAUAUUCAGACAAGGAUUUUAUAAUUCCAAAUGAAUAUUAUAGCAGCGUCAUGUGCUUCUUAACAUUUAAUAUUACUGCCAUGCUUGGAAGUACAAUUGCGUCAUUUGUUCAAUGGCCCAGCAAAAAGUAUCUGGUGAUUCCAGUAGUUUUGCGACUUGCUUAUAUACCGUUGUUUUUAUUAUGCAACUAUCAGCCGGCUCGCACAACAAGAAUAUUACCUAUACUCAUCAAUGAUGAUCGGAUAUAUUGGGUCAUAGCUAUUACUAUGGGCCUUAGCAGUGGCUACUUGUCAUCAUUAUCAAUGAUGUACUGCCCCAGAAUGGUGGACUCACAGCAUGCCUCAACAGCUGGCAUGUUCGGAGCAGCAUCUUUAAUCACGGGAAUCUUUACGGGAAUCUUGUUUUCUAUGGUGAUGCCGAGUCUCGUGGCAAGCGUGACGUUUUAAUUGUUUAAAGAUGCAGUUUAGCAUCGCGAAAUGCUUAUAUCUACUCAGAAGACGGAAACACGAUUGAAGAUUAAGGGUACAUAGUUUAUCUUCUCUAGUUAUAAACUAAAAUGAUGAAACAACAAUUGAUGAACACGAAGAAAAAACAAUCAAGAAGAAAAAAUAUAAAAUGUUACUUCUGAGAACAACUUGGAAAAAAAGAAAUAAGAAGAUGAACAUCGCUUAUUUUAACUCGAAUAAGAUAAGUUAAUUUGCUUAUAUAUAUAUAUAUAUAUGAUAAAUACAUACACAUAUAUCUAAUCGUACAAUUCUUUAAAUUACACUAUAACGACUAAGCUUUUAAUUAAGUAAAAGCCACUUGAAGUAAUGCGUGUUUUUUAUAAGCGUGUGAUUUGGAGUUUUUAUUGAUUGAUAAUUUUUAAUAUCCCGUUAAUAGGAAAAAUAGUCAACGUAAGUUAAAGUGCAUUAAUGAUCCAGAAUGAUCGUUUUACAACAGAUAUGUAUAGGAAAUGUCGGUAUUCAUGGUUUUAUGAGAAUUAUAGAAAAACUAAUUCUAUUACAUUACUACUGCCCUUAUUAAUAAAACCGGACCAAUAAGCCUUAUUAAAAAAAAUUUAAAAAAAAGAGAAAGAAAAUGAUACAGUACUCCGUUCUUCACAUUAUUUAAGUAGAAACUGCUAAAUUUAUCAAAAAGAUCACAUAUUGAGAUUUGUACAACGUUCGUUAUGCGUUUAGCACAAUUGUUUUUUUUUAUUUAUUGACGACAUAUUUAAAAUGUAGAAUUAUCAUCGCUCUUUCAUCUAGUACUAAACGUGUAACGAAAAUACCUCUUAAUAGAUAAGCAUUACAUGUUUAAAUAGAGUUUAUGCUAAAGUUGCCACACUAAAGUUUUGUGCAAAGAGAAUAUUUCUUUUCUUCUAAAUUUCGGCCAUAAAAUAUGUGCAAUAAGAAAAGGAUAAUUUUAAAAGCGAUUUUUUAAAAUAACAAUUGUGACAAAAAUUCUGUAAAUUAAACAGUUACUGUUUUAUUUAAAAUGUAAAUUGUAAUGUAAAUUUAAUGUAAAUUAUAUAAAAUCCAAAUCAACAAACGAAAAUAUGUUAGGAUCUUUAUUAAGUCGACAAAGUGUUCCGCAAAUAAUACAAAAUAGAAGGCCAAGUCUAGUAAUUUCUUCACAUCAUAAUUGACAAAGUAUAGCAGAAUCUCAUAUAAUUCUCAUAUUUAUUAUAGUCUCAUUAUAAAUUUCCAUAUUAUUUUUAGUGUUAUAAUUUCUGUAAUUAUGGUUGUGUUUGUUAAUAUUUUUUAGUGCUUUGUUUAAUACUCUUACUGGAUAAUAUAUUCAAUAUACAAUUGUAUAAUAUAUACUCAUGAAAAAUUAUUAUCUCGAUUUUUCAAGGUUGUAAUUAAUCGAAUAUAAUUUUCCCAAAACCAAAUUUUUCUUAUUUAUAUUUUACAACACACUGCCAAUAGAUUUGAUAGCAAUUUGUUUGUCAAUAGAUUAAAUAGAUUUUAUUGUGUUUUCGUAAAUCUGUUUCAUAAUACUUGAAAUAAGUUAUACUACGUCAAGAGAAAUGAUGUAGGAGAAUCAAGAUUGUUGGCCAUUCGAUUGAUACUAGUCUUCUUAUAAUUCUGAUACAAAUUUUCUAUCUUAUUUAUGGAUUUACUGAGUGACAACUUUAGAAAUUGAAAAUAGUUACAACUUUUCUUUAUAUGGCUAUGAUUUUAUUUUAGAUUACCUACACAAUCUUUCAUAUUUUUUGCCAUAUGUAUACUUAUUUUGUAUGUUAUUUAUGUUUUUAAUUACACACAUUAACCA
This is a messenger RNA of Linepithema humile (Argentine ant), 6104 nucleotides long. The record is from RefSeq and is a predicted model, not a curated record. Lineage: Eukaryota; Metazoa; Arthropoda; Insecta; Hymenoptera; Formicidae.